AUGUCAAACUUGUCGAGGGUGUUGGAGAGGCAACAAAAACAAAGGGAAGAAAUCUGGCGUAGACGUGCUCAAGAAGAUCGGGACGCCGAUGAAGAAGAAGGACAAAUGCUUGUAGCAGCGGUGUGUAUGAUGGAUCAAUCAAGGCAACACCGUCGUCAUCGUGCCCCGAAUGUGGACAGACGUAAGGAGUCUCGGAGUAAGAAUCUCAUAGAGGAUUAUUUUAUUCUAAAUUCGUUAUAUCAUGCUUCUAAGUUUCGAGAGAGAUAUAGAAUGCAGCAACAUUUGUUCCAAAAAAUCAUGCAUGAUAUUUGUAAUUACAACACAUACUUCAUUCAAAAGCAUGAUGUUGUUGGAGCUUUGGGUCUUAUCCCGGAGUAA
Molecule: messenger RNA, 378 nt
Organism: Prunus armeniaca (apricot)
Lineage: Eukaryota; Viridiplantae; Streptophyta; Magnoliopsida; Rosales; Rosaceae
Source: the annotation of a GenBank genome assembly